AUGGAUCUUGGAACCUCAGAAAAUGACUCUGUGGUGACUGAGUUUGUCCUGCUGGGUUUGACAGAGACCCCAGUCCUGCGACCCGUCCUGUUUGUCAUCUUCCUUCUUGCGUACAUAAUGACGGUUGGUGGGAGUUUCAGCAUCCUGGCUGCCAUCCGUACAGAACCCAAACUCCACAUGCCCAUGUACUUCUUCCUGGGGAACCUGUCCCUGCUGGAUGUCGGGUGCAUCAGUGUCACUGUACCUGCUAUGUUGAGGCAUUUCUUGCGCCAGGACAGGAGCAUUCCUUACAGAGCCUGCAUCUCUCAGCUCUUCUUCCACCUGCUGGCUGGGACCGACUGUUUCCUGCUAACUGUUAUGGCAUAUGAUUGCUACCUGGCCAUCUGCCAGCCCCUCACCUACACCACCCGUAUGGGCUGGGGAAUCCAGCAAGUCCUUGUGGGUAUGUCAUACUUGUUUUCCUUCUCCAAUGCACUGACCCACACUGUGGCCUUGUCUACUCUUAAGUUCUGUGGCCCCAAUGCGAUCAACCACUUCUACUGUGACCUCCCACAGCUCUUCCAGCUCUCCUGCUCCAGCACCCAACUCAAUGAGCUUCUGCUCUUUGUAGCUGCAGCCUUCAUGGGUGUGGCUCCCUUGGCUAUCGCUGUGUCGUAUGCCCACGUGGCAGCUGCAGUCCUGCGCAUCCGUUCUGCUGAGGGCAGGAAGAAGGCCUUCUCCACCUGCGGCUCCCACCUCACUGUGGUAGGCAUCUUCUACGGAACAGGUGUCUUCAGCUACAUGCGACUCGGUUCAGUGGAGGCUUCAGACAAGGACAAGGGGAUUGGCAUCCUCAACACUGUCAUCAGUCCCAUGCUGAAUCCCCUGAUCUACAGCCUGAGGAACCCUGACGUACAGGGAGCUCUGCGACAGGUGUUCCUGAGGAGGUAG
Ochotona princeps (American pika) is the source of this 930-nucleotide messenger RNA. Its product is annotated as putative olfactory receptor 3A4. Gene Ontology annotation, cellular component: membrane. Gene Ontology annotation, biological process: G protein-coupled receptor signaling pathway. Gene Ontology annotation, molecular function: olfactory receptor activity; G protein-coupled receptor activity. Lineage: Eukaryota; Metazoa; Chordata; Mammalia; Lagomorpha; Ochotonidae. The record is from RefSeq and is a predicted model, not a curated record.